This is a messenger RNA of Trichechus manatus latirostris (Florida manatee), 4651 nucleotides long. RefSeq names its product zinc finger protein 14-like. Gene Ontology annotation, molecular function: DNA-binding transcription factor activity; RNA polymerase II cis-regulatory region sequence-specific DNA binding. The transcript is spliced from 5 exons. Gene Ontology annotation, biological process: regulation of transcription by RNA polymerase II. The record is from RefSeq and is a predicted model, not a curated record. Lineage: Eukaryota; Metazoa; Chordata; Mammalia; Sirenia; Trichechidae. The coding region runs from base 650 to 4087 and encodes 1145 amino acids.
UACCGAGUGGCUCAGAGCUCAGAAGCGGAACUGCGCGUGCGCGGCCGGCAGCCAUAGUUCGUAGAGGUCCUGCUGUUCUGUAAGGUUCGUUUUCGCUGCCGUGGGCGUCCGGCCUGGCCUGGUACCAGGUAUAGCCCGCCGGCCACCAAGGGCCCGCUGGGGUUCUAAGGAAGUGGCUCUGCUCCUGCGCAGUCCUGGCUCUCCGGCCUCCCUGAAUGGUCCAGAACCGCGGGACCUCCCCUAGCCGGACUUCGUUCGCCUGGAGCCUCCCGCCGCCGUUGCCGGCUCUUUUCCGCCGCUUCGGACUCGGAGGCCGGCGCUGUGAAGCGCCUGCUCUGACAGCCUCGGUUCAGUACUCCCGCGCCCGCCGGGCGGCUGCUUUCUACACGGCCGGGGUCGGGACGGCCAGGUCCCAGGUGUGGCUCAGGAAGAACUGAUCCAGUCUAGGCAGCUGGGAAUCUAGGUCUACCAUCUUACACAUCUGUAAACUGAAAGUAAGGAUUUCAACUGCUGAUUGGCUUUAUAGACAAAACAUUAUUCAUCUGCCUCCAGACAGCCUAGUGGCCUUGCUUCUACUCCCAUCCCUCUUGCCUUAACUGUCUUUUUGGGCUCAGAGAGGACUUAGACUUGCAGAGACUGGAGCCAGGAAAUGGACUCAGUGGUGUUUGAGGAUGUGACUGUGGACUUUACCCAGGAAGAGUGGGCUUUGCUGGAUUUUUCUCAGAGGAAACUCUACAGAGAUGUGAUGAUGGAAACCUUCAGGAACCUGGCCUUGGUUGUUUCUCAACAGGUUGGUAAUGGACAAAUGAUGUCCAGUGAACAUUUAAUAAUGCGAUUCAUGAAGAGUAAUUCCUGGUACAGCAGGUUAGGAGAAACCUGUGAAUUCUGUGGCAUUGAAGAGCAGCAUAACAAUCAGGGAAGGCAUGUCAGAAGGCAUACAGUUGAGAUCCUCUGUGAAAGUAAAGAAGGGAAAGUAAGGAAGAGGAAAGACAAUAAUCAGUGUGGAAAACCUGUCAUCAAGACUGAAUAUCUUACCAAAAGAGAUCCUGUUAGAGAAAAUCCUUCUGAAUCCCAUGAGUGUGGAAAAGCUUUCUUGAAUUAUUCUUCAUUUAAACAUCAUGUCAUUUCUCACGCUGGAUGCAAUAUCUGUCAAUAUAAGGAGUGUAGAGGAGUUUGCAGUUGUUUCUGUCACUUAAGCACACAUGUGGAAACUCUUACUGGAAAGAAAAUUUAUAAAUGUAAGGAAUGUGGUAUCACCUGUAGUGCUUCAUCGCUCAUUACACAUAUAAGAACUCACAGUGGAGAGAGGCCAUCUGAAUAUAAAGAAUGUGCAGAAGCCUUUAGGCAGUCCUCACAGCUGAUCAGCUAUAUAAAAACUCAUGGUACAGAGCAGCCUUACAGUUGUAAGGAAUGUGGGAAAUCAUUUUGUCAUUUCUCAAGUCUCACUAAUCAUAUAAAAACUCACUGUGCAGGGCGGCGAUAUGAAUGUAAGGAAUGUGGUAAAGCAUUUAACAGGUCCUCACACUUAAGUAGACAUGUAAGAACUCACAGUGGAGAGAGGCCUUACAAAUGUAAGGAAUGUGGAAAAGCCUUUAGCCAUUCCUCCAACCUGAGGAUUCAUAUAAGGACUCAUAGUGGAGAGCGGCCUUAUGAAUGUAAGGAAUGUGGGAAAACCUUUAGCCAGUCCUCUAAGCUGACUGACCAUUUAAGAACUCACAGUGGAGAGAGGCCUUACAAAUGUAAGGAAUGUGGAAAAGCCUUUAGCCAUUCCUCCAACCUAAGGAUCCAUAUAAGAACUCACAGUGGAGAGCGGCCUUAUGAAUGUAAGGAAUGUGGAAAAGCCUUUAGCCAGUCGUCACACCUCACUAACCAUAUAAGAACUCACAGAGAAGAGAGGCCUUAUGAUUGUAAAGUAUGUGGUAAAACUUUUAGUUGUGACUCAUCCCUCACUAGACAUAUAAAAACUCACAGUGGACAGAAGCCUUAUGAAUGUAAUGAAUGUGGAAAAACCUUUAGCAGUUCCUCAAAGCUGAUUCUGCAUAUAAGAACUCACAGUGGAGAACGGCCUUAUGAAUGUAAGGAAUGUGGGAAAACCUUUAGCCAGUCAUCAAAGCUGACUGACCAUAUAAGAACUCACAGUGGAGAGAGGCCUUAUGAAUGUAAGGAAUGUGGGAAAGCCUUUAGCCAUUCUUCCAACCUGAGGAUCCAUAUGAGAACUCACAGUGGAGAGCGGCCUUACGAAUGUAAAGAAUGUGGGAAAGCCUUUAUCCAGUCCUCACACCUCACUAACCAUAUAAGAACUCACAGAGGAGAGAGGCCUUAUGAAUGUAAAGUAUGUUGGAAAGCUUUUAGUUAUGACUCAUCUCUCACUACACAUAUAAAAACACACAGUGGAGAGAAGCAUUAUGAAUGUAAAGAAUGUGGAAAGGCCUUUAGCAGUUCCUCAAAGCUGAUUGUCCAUAUAAGAACUCACAGUGGAGAGCGGCCUUAUGAAUGUAAGGAAUGUGGAAAAGCCUUUGGCAGUUCCUCAAAGCUGACUAAUCAUGUAAGAACUCACAGUGGAGAGAGACCUUACAAAUGUAACGAAUGUGGAAAGACUUUCAGCAAUUCCUCUAACCUGAGGAUUCAUAUGAGAACUCAUAGUGGAGAGCGGCCUUAUGAAUGUAAGGAAUGUGGAAAAGCCUUUAUCCAGUCCUCACACCUCAUUAACCAUAUAAGAACUCACAGAGGAGAGAGGCCUUUUGAAUGUAAGGUAUGUGGGAAAACUUUUGGUUCAGACUCAUCCCUUAAUGCACAUAUAAAAACUCACAGUGGUGUGAGGCCUUAUGAAUGUAAGGAAUGUGGAAAAGCCUUUAGCAGUUCCUCAAAGCUCAUUCUCCAUAUAAGAACUCACAGUGGAGAGCGGCCUUAUGAAUGUAAGGAAUGUGGUAAAGCAUUUAGCCAGUCCUCAAAGCUGACUAACCAUAUAAGAAUUCACAGUGGAGAAAGGCCUUAUGAUUGUAAGGAAUGUGGAAAAGCCUUUAGCCAUUCCUCCAAUUUGAGGAUCCAUAUAAGAACUCACAGUGGAGAGCGCCCUUAUGAAUGUAAGGAAUGUGGGAAAGCCUUUAGCCAGUCGUCACACCUCACUAACCAUAGAAGAACUCACAAAGGAGAGAGGCCAUAUGAAUGUAAAGAGUGUGGGAAAACUUUUACUUCUGACUCAUCCCUUAAUGCACAUAUAAAAACUCACAGUGGAGUGAGGCCUUAUGAAUGUAAGGAAUGUGGGAAAGCCUUUAACCGGUCCUCACACCUCACUGAACAUAAAAGAACUCACAGUGGAGAGAGGCCAUAUGAAUGUAAGGAGUGUGGAAAAGCCUUUAGCCAGUCCUCACAGCUGAAGAGCCAUAUCAGAACUCACAGUGGAGAACGGCCUUAUGAAUGUAAGGAAUGUGGGAAGGCAUUUAGCCGGUGCUCAUACCUCACUGUACAUAUAAGAACUCACAGUGGAGAGAGACCUUAUGAAUGUAAGGAAUGUGGGAAAGCAUUUAGUUGUGAUUCAUCCCUCACCACACACAUAAGAACUCACAGUGGAGAGCGGCCUUUUGAAUGUAAGGAAUGUGGGAAAGCCUUCAGUCAAGCCUCACAGCUCACUAAACAUACAAGAACUCACAGUGGAGAGAGGCCUUAUGAAUGUAAGGAAUGUGGGAAAGUCUUUACUUGUUCUUCAUAUCUCACUGCACAUAUAAGAACUCAUAGUGGAGAGAGGCCUUAUGAAUGUAAGCAAUGUGGGAAAGCCUUCACUCGAUCCCUAUCUCUCACUCACCAUAUAAGAACUCACAGUGGAGAGAGACCUUAUGAAUGUAAAGAAUGUGGGAAAACUUUCAGCCAGGCCUCACAUCUCACCAAACAUAUUAGAACUCACAGUGGUGAGAAGCCUUAUGAAUGUAAGGAUUGUGGGAAAGCCUUCAGCCAGGCCUCACAUCUUACUAAACAUAUUAGAACUCACAGUGGAGAGAGGCCUCAUGAGUGUAAGCAAUGUGGGAAAGCGUUCAUCCAGGCUGCACAUCUCACGAAGCAUAUAAGAACUCACAGUGGUGAAAGCCCUUAGGAAUGUAAGGAAUGUGGGAAAGCCUUUGGUUUCUAUACCACACCCUCUAAGAAGUCAAACAGUGGAGAGAGGCCUUAUGAAUGUAAGGAAUGUGGAAAAGUAUUCCUCAUACCCCAAUAAACAUAAGUACAGCAGACAGAGUCUGUAUGAAUGUAAGAAAAUAAGGCACGCUUGCAGUUCUUGAUUUGAAAACGUGUGAAAGUAUACUGAGGAGAAAUUGAUUAUACUGUGACAGGUCCUAUGAAUAUAGAGUAUAAGGGAAACCUUCAGUAUGUAUAUUUUAGGACUUCUAUGAGACCUCUUACACUGGAGAGACACUGCAACUGUAAGCAAAAAACUUCAGUUGUAGCGAAUGACGGGACUUCCAUCAAAAUUUUAUUUUGGUUCCAUUAUGCAAAAAUUGUCUAUUACAAAAUCUCAUCAACCCUUGAUGUCUUCAACUUUGUGGGUUUUUUAAAACCAAAUAUGUUUCAAGUUUUUAUGUUUUUAUCAUAUUUAUAAAGCACUAUAUUCUUAUUGUAGAAAAAUUUGAUUUUAAUAGAAAAUAAAAAUAAAAACCACAAU